CGCUGUAAUUCAGAAAUUUAAGAUUUUCGAUUUGUGGUAAAAUAAAGCGAAAAAUGUGACUUUCUGUCAAAAGUUGAGGACAGGGUACAUCGGGAGUUGACACAAGACAAAAACAGAUGUACUCCUACUUGUCACGUGAAAAAAUAAUGCCUAAUUUUGGCUAUUUUCUGCCUUUACAGUGAUUAUAGAAAGUUGUAUACUCUUAUGAUGUACGCAAUGUACAGGGAUAGUCACAUGUCAUGAUCUACUGAUGUAGCAAGUUCCUAUCAACAAAUGGGAUAAGUUGCCGAGUGACUUCCGUCGAAGACUGGUGUGUGCCAACUUUGAUAAAAUGUGAAAACCAUUUUCUUGGGAUAAAAACUCUUCGCUAUUUUGGGAUUUAGAAAAUGGUUCUCGACUUGAGGAACAGGAUUAUUUCUCAACCGAAGACUGCUGUGUGGAUUGCGGGAUGCGUUAUUCUACUUUAUUCGGUUCAUUUGAGUGUCGGGGUGGCAUCCCACUGCCAGCUUGAUGACCCGAGCCAGGACGGCAAGCAGUGCUUGUUCGGUGGUGUGUGUAACCACAGCCAUGCGGACUGGACAACCACAUGUACCUGUGUCGAACAGAAAUGCCAAGUCUACAUGGCUGACCUGUGCCGGACGACAGGUCUCGAGAAGUUCGACCUGAACGUGCCCUCUGGUGGCCGAGGUGUGAUCUACUCACAGAUGGCGCAGUACUACAUCCAUCGUCACAAAUUCAUCAUGUUUCUACAUGCGCCACCUGGUGAGAGGAUAACGUUUAAGUUCACUGAUAUCGACCUAGGUGGCAACACCUACAUCUGUCCUCAGGGUGAGGUGUUCAUCUACGACGGGCUGAGCAAUGAAGAAGGAAGUUACACCAUGAAAUACCCGACAAGGAAGUCCGGCUUCUGUGGAGAUGAGGCCUCAAAAUAUUAUCCUAUCCAGUCAACAGACCGUCACAUGGCCAUUGUCUUCAGGUCAUUCAUCGGCACAGAGCAACGUAAAGGGUUCACGGGAACAUUUGAGGUGACGGGUCCCGUCCAUGGGGUCUGGGGCGAGUGGAGUGAGUGGUCAAAGUGUCGUGGCUCAUGCAUUGAGGGGAACUUUAAGACAAAGUCAAGGUCACGUGUCUGUGAUAAUCCUAAACCGCAAGAUGGUGGACGGCCGUGUGAUGGCUCUGCGAAGGAAAACGAGAAGUGUGAUGCCAAACUUGCUUGCAUUCCAAAUGUUUGUGCACGGGGUAACUACCUUGGCUGUGCUAAAAAUGCCGAUUGUUACGUACCAGAACCGAAACAAGGCAAGAGUCAUUUGCCGUCAGACUUGGUGUGUAAAUGUAAAAACAGUGAUUGUAAAAUUUUUAUGGAAGACGCGUGUGUGGCGUCUCCGACUCGUCGCGUGCGGCUGGUGGGCUCGCGGGGGAAGAUACGCUCGCAGGCAUAUCCUCACUACCGUUAUCAGGAGGAGUGUGAGUUAACAGUAGAAGUACCACAGGCACAGUGGGUCAUGAUAAAGUUUAACGAGUUUGACAUGGGGGGAGGCAGCAGCUGUUCUCAAGGACAUUUAGUCCUUUUUGAUGGUGCGAGCUCCCGCAAUUUCUCCAAGCGAUAUCCAUCGCCGAAGGGUUCAGGGUUCUGCUCAGAAGUGCAGCCGCCACGCAGUGACGACAAGUAUGAAAACAUCGUCAUCUCAACGGGGAACUAUUUAACUGUGUUCAUGGAUACCAAGAAAAGAGGCAGCGAUGACCAAAAUAUUGGCUUUGAUGCUGAGUUUUCGAGCGUCCCUCCAGGUUAUAUCCAUUCCUACCUCUCCGAGUUGGAUAUCAAGAUCAUCGCGUUCUCGAGCAUGGGCGGAAUCUUUGUACUUUCUGUGAUAGCCGUCUCCACCUGGUGUUACUUGCGUCACCGACGGCGACGGAAAAGAUUAAGAUGGUAUUAUUUUCAGUAUCGGAAGCAGAGUUCUGAGGGCGUAGGAUCGGAUUCUGAGUCACCGCCACGAGAGCGUCGCUAGGGAGAGAUGCUCUGAUUGGUCACGGCUUGUUGCUAGGGAGAGAUGUUCUGAUUGGUCACGGCUCGUUGCUAGGGAGAGAUGCUCUGAUUGGUCACGGCUUGUUGCUAGGGAGAGAUGUUCUGAUUGGUCACGGCUCGUUGCUAGGGAGAGAUGUUCUGAUUGGUCACAGCUCGUUGCUAGGUUGUGUGGGUGGAUGACCAUGUCAGUAGGUUUCUGGGCUCAUCAUGACUUGAGGUAGCGUCAUGGAAGAGUGUUAGCCUAGAGACACUCACGUGUAACCUUGUUACAUGACCUGGCCCCAUAUCACAAUGUGAUAUAUGGUUAACUGACUUCUUUAUGGAAGAGGGGAGUCAGUAUGAUUGUGUGACAUUCAUUUCAAAGUGAAAGGGUUCAAACGGUAGAAAAUACUCAUUACAGUUCUGUCCAUAAGAAACAUAUACAUAGGUGUCAAACUUGAGUAUGUCCCCGCUUAUGAUGUUCGUGCACUAACACUCUCUAGACGAUACUGUAGUGUUGCUCAUUACAAGGCAUGUUACUGAUGGGCAGAACUGUAUUUCUCUCAUGCCAUAAUGUUGAUGUUUUGAGGGAUCAGCAGAACGUAAUGCCGGUCCAUUGUAGUGAAAUGGAAACCAAGAGUUGGGUUUCUUGUCUGUUUGUGAUUUGUCUCUACAUAUCAUCCGUAGGUUAGCUUGUUUCGCCAGCUUGUCAGAGUCUCAUGUACACAAAUGAACAGUCUCCUGUGGAAAACUCUGGCAAACUUGUCCUGUAUAGGAUUCUGUUGAAGCAGUUUUAUAAAUGUCCUCUUGGAGGCAGCACUGUAUGUUGCCGCAGCUUUUUAUAUUCGACUGGAGUAUGACUCCAUUUGUUGUAGUUGAUGUUCAGCCAACACGGUCGCUUGUUUAUGUUGAACCCACGACAGGAAUGUGCUUGUAAUGUAUACAAAUCUUGUGUGAAUGCAAGCAACUUUGAAAGAUUACCAACCAUGGGUCAUAGCCCCUUUAACAUUUUCUUCUAGUGUUGCUAAGUGUUAGUAAUGCACUAAUAUUGGUAGCGAUAUGUUUCAAUUUUCCCUGUUAUGAGGGUCACAUUUUGAUAUCAUUUGUAAAAUGAAGUUUUAUGGUAAAAUCACAUGAUAAAUGUUAGCUGGUCUUCUUAAUUCUGCCAAUCACGGAAAGGUGACUCUGGCUUACUCAGUGUAUUGUUCAUAUGUGGGUUUUCCCUGCUGACACUCUGUCCUCGAAGCUUUGAGUAAAGGCGUGCAGUGGUUUUCCCUGCUGACACUGUGUCCUCGAAGCUUUGAGUAAAGGCGUGCAGUGGUUUUCCCUGCCGACACUGUGUCCUCGAAGCUUUGAGUAAAGGCGUGCAGUGGUUUUCCCUGCUGACACUGUGUCCUCGAAGCUUUGAGUAAAGGCGUGCAAUGGUUUUCCCUGCUGACACUGUGUCCUCGAAGCUUUGAGUAAAGGCGUGCAGUGGUUUUCCCUGCUGACACUGUGUCCUCGAAGCUUUGAGUAAAGGCGUGCAGUGGCGUGGGAUGGUUUUGGAGAAAUGAGAGCUUUUGUAAAUUGUAUACCACCAAUGCCAUAACUGUUACUGUACAUUUACAUGUACAUUUGCACCACAAGUUAAUCCUAUUGUGUUAAUCCUAUUGUGUUAAUCCUAUUGUGUGGUGUAUGCUGAUGUUUGUGUAGCCAGCUGUGGGUUGCCUGAAUUAUAAGCAUUGUUUGAAGAGCUUGACAUUCUUGAGUCAUAGAUGUCAUUGUACUGUUGGCUGAGCCCCCAGAGUACCAUUGGACAUGUAUUAUUGUAUGAACUAUAUGUUUUUCUAUUUAUUUGUAAACAAUGUGUACAUGGUUUGUACAUUACCGUAUAUUAUUUAUAGUCUGUUUAUAGAUAGCUUUUUGAUAUUUCAACAAAAACAUAUGAAAUGUUUUUUGGUAUUUUCUUGUAAAUAGAUGUGACGAUUUGUUAGCUUGCCAUUACAGAACAUUUGACAAGAACAUGUAGAUGUUGUCAGCUGUCUCUCUCUAGCUUUGGCGACCAUAACCUUCAAGGUAUACUCACCCUGCGACCACUCCUGUCAUAAGAUAUAUAGAUCUUAAAACUUGGCCCAGGUCCUAUGAGACAAGCCAACAUUGGCUGUGACAGUAACUGUGUCGUGCAGCUCUGUACAUUUGGAUCAGUUGCAGGUUGUGUCGCAGGGAGUGGCCCCCAGGGAAAUGUAACCUGUAUUAAUCUCUUGAACCGGUGAAACCAGUAGACUUUACGUGUUUGUACAUUGAAUGUAUUAGCUUCGAUCACAUGUCAGUAUUUUGCUAUAUGCCAAACUUGGCCGCUUCAAAGUUUGUCAAAUUUCUUCCGCUGUGUUCUCAACCUUAGUGCUUUUUGGACUAAAUGUCCUCCGAUAUUACUUUAGUAUUUGUGAUUUCAUUGAUUGGCAUUAUUUCAGCGGAUAUAGGGUAACUGUGAGAUAAAUUAAUGAGAUAGGGAGUUUGCACUGCGAUGAUGGAAAAUGGAAAAUACUUUUUCAGUUCCGUCUUUUACGUUUGACGUUUCUCUCCCAAACACGGCCCAACUGGAGCUGUCACUGUAUUGAUAACCUUGGGGAGGGACUGACCUAUAUUUUAGCACCACCCUCACAGUGUCAAUCUGUGUCUCUUGUAUGUGAUCUCAAUGUCAGGCUUCAUCUGCAAUAAACCUUUUAUAACUGUCA
Lineus longissimus is the source of this 4716-nucleotide messenger RNA. RefSeq lists its product as uncharacterized. NCBI's taxonomy places the organism in Eukaryota, Metazoa, Nemertea, Pilidiophora, Heteronemertea, Lineidae. The coding region runs from base 387 to 2006 and encodes 539 amino acids. The record is from RefSeq and is a predicted model, not a curated record. The transcript is spliced from 11 exons.